ACGAGUUCGCGCGCUUUGCAAAAAACUAAAUGGCUUCAAGAGAUAACCGUCUUUCCGUUUAUGUUGGUAAUCUUCCCCCGAAUACUAUACAAGGACAUUUCGAUUACAUAUUUGCAGGUUGUGAUAUAGAAAGUGUUAGAUUAGUGAGAGACAAACAGACAGACGAAUUCAAAGGGUAUGCUUAUGUAGAUUUUAAAAAUGAACAAUCCCUACAGAAAGCACUAACUGUCGACGGUGCGAUUGUCGACGGACGCUCUCUGCGAGUAAAUCUCGCAGGCGAAAGACCUGGACGUGGUAUGUUUAUUUUCUCCCCGUAUUUAUGAAAGCUUCGUGUUGUGCAUGUAAAACUUUGUGACUGACAGUUAUUGGCAAGAAAACAUAGGUAAACAUUUAUUCCUACUUUUAAACUCGAAAGUCUCUAUUAACGCGAGUUGGCUUCAUGCAGCAGACACUGUAUUUUGUCAGAAGGUUGUUUUCCAAGCUUUUCUGCUAAACUGUCUUGUCUGGCAUGUAAAGAUGUUCUCAAAUCCUGGUAGAUAUAUUGAUGUAUUAUUAUGAUGAUCCUGUAAUAGUUUACGAAAUAGCCAGAUGGUUACUCUUAACAAGCUCAUAUUCACAAUUAGUGAGAUUCAGUGGCUAAGAGAUUUUCCUAAUUGGGAAGGUAAUGUACGUUGCACCAUAUAUGAUUUUCAAUUAUUCACUAAUGCGAACGCAGUCAACUUGUAGUUUAAGGUACGUUUAGAUCCUCGCCACCUAGAACGCUACAGCGCAUUUAGUCUACUAUAGUUUAUUUACAACAGGAAACCUUGGUAACUUGAGUUUACAAUACCCAGUUGAACUAGCCUUUCUGCGAUUGGUUCUCAGCUACAACAGGUUUGUGUAUACACAAAUAAUAAACAGGUAGUAUGGGUCACUACCCAAUAUUCUACAGUGUCGAAAAAGUAAAGUGGAUAGAGAAUCUAACAAUUACCGUCUAUUAUUAACAUGGCAUUCACAAUAGCUAUUUUAAUGGGUUUGUGUGCCCGUCUUCUGUAACCAGAAAUUUAAUCAAGUUUUUUGAUGACUUGUACUGUCACAUGUUUUGCUGUAUCUGCAUUAUCAUGCUUUCACUAUCUGAAGGUGGUUGUGGUGGUCAGGGUCAAUGGGGUAUGAACAACGGAUAUGGAAAUCAAGGACGUGGUGGUUUCGGUAGUCAUGGUCGCGGUGGUUUCGGAAAUCAAGGACGUGGUGGCUUUGGAAAUCAGGGACGUGGUAGACCUAGCAUGGGUGGUGGACGGAUGGAAAGUUAUGGACGUCCAAAUAGAGGCGGAAUGGGUGGGUUCGGUGGACAACGACAAAGUUACCAUCCUCCAGGACUGUCACGAGAGGAAUUAAAUGAACCUAGUAUCAGGAAUCCUCAGUCAAAUUCUACGGAUUCAACCAGUAGUGGUUCGGGUGGUGAUCGACCUAAACUAAACCUAAAAAUCAGAGAGACCCCUGUAAAUACAAAUGAUGAUCGACAAUUAUCAGAGCGUGCCCGUGCGAUAUUCGGAGUUGGGCGUCCUCGAGAAGCUAGUCCGAUUCGAGAAAAAAAGUAGUUAAAGUGUGCAUCUGAAUUUAGUACUUAUCUAGUUUUGAUUCGGUUCCAUUCUCAUGCUUCAGUUUUACGAAGUUUUGAAGUAUAACCUGUUUAGUAAACGUCCUAAAGUUAGUCAAUCGAUCGUAUGAAACGUACAACUAAUCACAUGUGAAUCAUUUCAAGCGGCUACGUCAGAUUAGCAACGUUCGAAUGCCAUACUUAAAAGACAACGGGUUUGAACUUUGACUCAAUUCGUUAAGUGUGUAAAUUACCUUUAAUCGAUUUCGUUGUCGUACUUUUGUCGAUUUUUCAAUUUCAUCUUAAGCCUACUAAUUAUUUCGUACUUCAUUUGUAACUUUGUUACAGGUUGGGUUCUGAAGAAAAUGCAACCGGUUCUAGUUAAUGAGAUAAGAUCAUUUAUAUUCAACCAAAGCAACUUGACAAUUGUUUUCACCAACAUUUCUACGAAUAUGUGUAUUUUGCUUAUUUAAUUCAAACAUUUCACCCCCCGUUUUUUCUUACAUUACCACAUGAAUAUAUACAUAUAUAUUUCUGUGUAUGAACUAAUUUCAUCUUAAAAGUGUUACUUUUUCAAUUUAAUCUUUUUCUCAUUGUAUUCACAUUUUAGUCUUUGAACCUCAUUGUCUUUUCAAAUCAAAACGUUUAAAUGUACAGGUUGUCCAAGGUUUUUUUUCCCGUCAGUUCUACUGUUUGGUUAGAAUCUUUUUAAAACAAUAGUUCUAUUUGUUGUUGUUGUUGUGCUAAUUGUCAUUGUUGUUUGAUUGUAAAAACAAGCUUAUCUCCUUGGUAAUUGUCAGACAAUUUACCCGUUUUCGUUUUCACUAUUUGUCUUCAUAUAUGCAUGUGUGUGUAUGUAUGUGUAUACAUCCAAGUGGGUUGUUUGUUUGUUUUUCUUCUUUCUUUGUUACUGAACAAAUCAUAUACAUCAUUCAAUUAUCUUCUAUAUUACUGAAUCUGUUUAGGAGAGCAUAUGUAAAAAUAAGAGAAUACAAUAAUCUACUCUCAAAGAGAG
Schistosoma haematobium is the source of this 2591-nucleotide messenger RNA. RefSeq names its product Eukaryotic translation initiation factor 4H. Gene Ontology annotation, molecular function: RNA binding. NCBI's taxonomy places the organism in Eukaryota, Metazoa, Platyhelminthes, Trematoda, Strigeidida, Schistosomatidae. The transcript has 5 exons. The record is from RefSeq and is a predicted model, not a curated record. The coding region runs from base 1077 to 1577 and encodes 166 amino acids.